Messenger RNA from Papaver somniferum (opium poppy), 1555 nucleotides. Its product is annotated as probable beta-1,3-galactosyltransferase 14. NCBI's taxonomy places the organism in Eukaryota, Viridiplantae, Streptophyta, Magnoliopsida, Ranunculales, Papaveraceae. Gene Ontology annotation, cellular component: Golgi membrane. The record is from RefSeq and is a predicted model, not a curated record. The coding region runs from base 228 to 1283 and encodes 351 amino acids. The transcript is spliced from 7 exons. Gene Ontology annotation, molecular function: hexosyltransferase activity.
UGUUACUGAGGUCCCAUCUUCCCCCCGAUUGCUGUUAUCUUUCACCAACUCAAACUCCCUGCAAAAUAACUCUAAUUUGUAAAUUGUUUAUACGAUUCUGUUGACAAAUUAAUUUGCGAACCCUAGAUUUCCUCAGUCCCUAUGCAACUACAGUAACGUUAUCCUUCAACUACUUCAUUUCCUUACCACUCUAGAUUUCUAGUGUUUUGAAGUGGACACCAAAAGAUAUGCCUUCUUCUCCAAAAUCGUUUUACCCAUCUAGACAAUCAUGGCUUGCUUAUAAUCGAAGAACUUCGAUUUCGAUCUGUUUUCUUCUUAUUGGGAUCUUUGGAUUCAUUUUUGGAUUAGUUUCAAUUUUAAGACCCGUUUCUAGUUAUAAUAAUAAAUGUAGAACAACAUCUGAACCUUUAUCUGUUUCUGUUGUUUGGGAGAAAAGUAGUGGGAAUAGUGGUAGUGAUUUGAAUAUUGGUGAUUCUCAUGAGGAUCAUAAGAGGCAUAAAGUUAUGGGGUUUGUCGGAAUCCAAACUGGAUUUGGAUCUGUUGGAAGAAGAAAAUCAUUGAGGAAAACUUGGAUGCCUUCGGAUCGACAAGGGCUUCAGCGUUUGGAAGAGGCUACUGGUUUAGCUUUCCGAUUUGUGAUUGGGAGAACCAGCGGUAAAUCAAAGAUGUUGGAACUCAAAAAGGAAAUUGAAGAAUAUGAUGACUUCAUCCUAUUAGACAUUGAGGAGGAGUACAGCAAACUCCCAUAUAAGACGUUAGCUUUCUUCAAAGCUGCCUAUGGACUUUUCGAAUCUGAUUUUUAUGUUAAAGCUGAUGACGACAUUUAUCUGAGACCAGAUCGUCUUUCUCUCCUCUUGGCAAAAGAGCGUUCAGAUCCUCGAACUUACCUUGGAUGCAUGAAGAAAGGUCCAGUUUUCACUGAUCCAAAACUCAAAUGGUAUGAGCCUUUGGGUUUCAUGCUUGGAAAGGAAUACUUUCUCCAUGCAUAUGGACCGCUUUAUGCUCUUUCCUCAGAGGUUGUCUCAAGUUUGGUCGCUUUAAGAAACGACAGUUUUCGCAUGUUUAGUAAUGAGGACGUCACGAUUGGUGCAUGGAUGCUUGCAAUGAACGUCAACCACGAGGAUAAUCGAGCCUUGUGUGAAUCAGAGUGUACACCAUCUUUUGUUGCUGUAUGGGAUAUUCCUGCUUGCUCAGGAUUAUGUGAUCCAGAGAAGAAGUUACUAAAACUUCACGAGAAGGAGAGCUGUGUUAAUACUCCAACUUUGGAAUCGGACGAUGAAUAGCUUUCUUUUUUCUGAAUUCAAGACCCGGCAGUAGAACAUGCAGAAGAGUGCAGGUUUUGUCCAAAGUUGCCCCUCAUGCCUCCUUGCUGAUUUCCAGUGUUGCACUACUAGUGUUUUUCAUGUCCACGUACUCGUAUGGAAUCAGCUAGGCGCUCUACUCACUAACCUAUUUUUUUUUGUAAAAGUAGUCUUGUAUAUUGAGGAUCGAAAAUUUUAAGAUGUAAUUCACGUACACACUAGAUUAUUACUUAAUCAUUCUUUCUUUUUUAUUA